AUGCACGAGGAAAAGCAGGGCAUGAAGCGAGCGAAUAAGGUGAGAGCUGGAGCCGAGGAGGGUGCAGAGCCAAGAGCACAGGCGAAUGAGGCAAGGGGACGUGGUGAGGAGACAGGAAAAAGAAAAGAAAGGUUAGACAAAAGAGCAUGGCCAGCCCUGUCCAUUUCAGUAGCUCUUUCAGCUCAACCAACGGGACCAGUAGGCGCUCGUAUUCUGGCACCCUGUUUUGUGAUCCUGAUGUGGUAA
Molecule: messenger RNA, 246 nt
Organism: Sporothrix schenckii 1099-18
Lineage: Eukaryota; Fungi; Ascomycota; Sordariomycetes; Ophiostomatales; Ophiostomataceae
Exons: 1
Coding region: 1-246 (81 amino acids)
Source: RefSeq, a predicted model, not a curated record